AUGAGACUCUCCGCUAGAGGCUUCGUUUGGAGUGCACUUCUCGCAUGCACUGCGUCAGCCCUGAGUGAAGCUGCAGCAACUGCUAGCAACAGCAGUCAAACUCUGCGCACCUGUGUGUCCCAGGCGCUUGUUGCGGGCGAUGUCAACACCCGCAUCAUAGACCCUAGCAAUGACACCUACACGGACGCCCGUUUGGGCGAGAAGAUUCAGUUCAAUGAGUUUCCAGCACUGAUAGCAUACGCAAAGAAAGCGGAAGAAGUGGCAUCGCUCGUCCGCUGUGCUCAGAGAUCGGGGUUCAAAGCCGUGCCUCGGUCAGGAGGUCACCACUUUGAGGCAUGGUCAGCUCUCAAUGGAACUCUGGUCAUUGAUCUCAGCCAUAUUAACCACGUCAAUGUUUCUGCCGAUACCACCACCGCCAAUGUCGGAGCAGGCAUUCGACAGGGCGCUCUGUACCUGGCGCUGGAUGAGCACAACGUCACAUUUCCGGGUGGAAUUUGCCCAACCGUUGCGCUGGGUGGGCUCGUGUCGUCCGGCGGGUUCAGCCUGCAGAUGCGUGCCCUUGGACUCGCUGCCGAAUACGUGCAGUCCGCGCGUGUCGUUCUCGCUGACGGCAGCCUCGUGACAGCCUCGUCCAGCUCGCACGAAGACCUUUUCUGGGCGAUUCGAGGUGGCGGGGGCGGAACGUAUGGGAUCAUCGUGGACUUCGACCUGCAGUUAAUGCAGUUCCCCACGUCAGCAAUGGUAGCCAUCUCCUGGAACGCCAGCAGUGACCGGUACCCGGUGGCGCAGCGAUUCUUCGACUGGGCACCGGUGCAGAUACCAGCAUUUACUUCGCAGGUGAAUGUGUACAAGAGUAGCAUCAACUUCCUCGGCCAGUAUCUGGGAGGUACCGAGAAUGAACUCCGCAAGCUGAUUAACGAGUCGGGGCUCCUAAAUAUCGGGACCCCAACCGUCUACAUAUCCGGGAACUGCGACACCGACAACUCCCGGCUCUUUGGCUAUACGAGCUACGAAUGCGUCCCGGCUAAUGAAACGAAUCGACAGAUCAUGAACGUGCUACCAGAGCCGUUCUCUCAAUACAGCGACUACCCGCAAUAUCAGUACGAGAAUGAGCCAGAGGACCCAUCCAUUCCCAUUGCUGAACCUUGGGCCCGCUUCAACCGUAUCAGCAAAUCAUUCUUCAUGCAGAAGGACAAUAUCCUUCCUGCAGCAGAUCUGAAGACCGUUAUUGAUAUGAUGGGCCAGUUAGACACAGACUCGGAGAUCUGGGGUGAGUGGCAUGCAUGGAACAUCUCCAGCGCGACUAAAGCAGACUAUGCAUUUCCGUGGCGCGAACAAGCAUAUGCGCAUCUAGAGUUUCAGGUACAUGGCUCGUUGACGAACUCAACGAAGCAAGCGACCUAUGAGAAAUGGUUUGCGGAUUUGGAGACUUAUCUGCGGCCAAAGAUUGGGGUUGCAUCGUACUCUGGAGAGAUGGAUGCUCACAUCUCAACGAACCCGUUCGAGUCAUAUUACGGCGAUAGUGUCUGUCGACUAGUUGAAGUCAAGAAGGCUUACGACCCGGACAAUUUUUUUACGAAUCCCGAUGCCAUCACACCAACCGUGCCGGAGGGGAUUAGUUGCUAG
This is a messenger RNA of Aspergillus niger, 1626 nucleotides long. RefSeq lists its product as uncharacterized. NCBI's taxonomy places the organism in Eukaryota, Fungi, Ascomycota, Eurotiomycetes, Eurotiales, Aspergillaceae. Gene Ontology annotation, molecular function: oxidoreductase activity; FAD binding. The transcript is spliced from 4 exons. The record is from RefSeq and is a predicted model, not a curated record. Bases 1 to 1626 code for a protein of 541 amino acids.